Gastrolobium bilobum is the source of this 2193-nucleotide messenger RNA. Its product is annotated as peptidyl-prolyl cis-trans isomerase CYP71. Gene Ontology annotation, molecular function: protein binding; peptidyl-prolyl cis-trans isomerase activity. Lineage: Eukaryota; Viridiplantae; Streptophyta; Magnoliopsida; Fabales; Fabaceae. Gene Ontology annotation, biological process: protein peptidyl-prolyl isomerization; protein folding. Bases 120 to 1967 code for a protein of 615 amino acids. The record is from RefSeq and is a predicted model, not a curated record. The transcript has 13 exons.
GUGCUCCUCAGUAAGAAGGAAAAAGCUCCCGCUUCCACCAUUUCCUUGGCAUCACUUUGACCUAAUUCAACUGAGAAAGAUAUUAAGGUUGUUGUUGGAGCUAUCUUCUGUAGUUGAAGAUGGAGGAACACAAAAAUGGCACAAAUGCAUCCGAAGACGAGGCGGUGAUAGGACCGGGUCCUGCACCACGUGCUCGACGCAAGCGACCUCUCCAGUUCGAGCAGGCCUACCUCGACGCCUUACCCUCCGCUAACAUGUACGAGAAGAGUUAUAUGCAUCGUGAUGUUGUUACACAUGUCGCUGUUUCGGCUGCAGAAUUUUUCAUUACCGGAAGUGCUGAUGGACAUUUGAAGUUUUGGAAGAAAAAGCCUAUUGGUAUUGAGUUUGCGAAACACUUCAGAUCUCAUCUUGGUCCAAUUGAAGGUCUAUCUGUUAGUAUUGAUGGCCUGCUUUGCUGUACAAUAUCAAAUGACCGUUCUGUGAAAGUAUAUGACGUAGUCAACUAUGACAUGAUGGUCAUGAUUCGCUUGCCAUAUGUUCCUGGUGCCGUUGAAUGGGUUUACAAUCAAGGGGAUGUCAAAGCUAGGGUCGCCAUUAGUGAUAGGAACUCAUCUUUUGUGCACAUAUAUGAUGCACGAGCUGGUUCAAAUGAUCCUAUCAUCUCCAAAGAGAUACAUAUGGGUCCUAUUAAAGUUAUGAAGUACAAUCCUGUAUAUGAUUCUGUAAUUUCGGCAGAUACAAAGGGGAUCAUUGAAUAUUGGAGCCCUACUACACUUCAAUUCCCGGAGAAUGAGGUUAAUUUUAAACUGAAAAGUGAUACAAACCUCUUUGAAAUAGUAAAAUGCAAGACUUCUGUUUCAGCUAUUGAGGUCAGCCCAGAUGGUAACCAAUUUUCUAUUACAUCACCUGACCGUAGGAUACGUGUGUUUUGGUUCAGAACGGGUAAACUAAGGCGAGUUUAUGAUGAAUCCCUGGAGGUUGCUCAAGAUCUCCAAAGAAGUGAUGCUCCGUUAUACCGGUUGGAAGCCAUUGACUUUGGUCGAAGAAUGGCUGUUGAGAAGGAAAUAGAGAAGACCGAAAGUGCUCCACUUCCGAAUGCUGUUUUUGAUGAAAGUUCUAAUUUUCUUAUAUAUGCAACCUUGCUUGGGAUUAAAAUUGUUAAUUUGCACACCAACAAAGUUGCUCGAAUACUUGGAAAGGUGGAGAAUAAUGAUAGAUUCUUAAGAUUAGCUUUGUAUCGAGGUGAUCGGAGUAGCAAAAAAGUAAGAAAGAUUCCUUCAGCAGCUGCAAAUGCCAACGAGAGCAAGGAGCCUUUGACUGAUCCCACUCUUCUGUGUUGUGCCUUCAAAAAGCACAGGAUAUAUUUAUUCAGUCGGAGAGAGCCAGAAGAGCCAGAAGAUGCAACUAAGGGGAGAGAUGUGUUCAAUGAAAAGCCUCCUGCUGAUGAACUUUUGGCAGUUUCAGAUAUUGGAAAGGCAGUUACCACAUCUCUUCCUGACAAUGUGAUUCUACACACAACUAUGGGUGAUAUUCACAUGAAAUUAUACCCAGAGGAAUGUCCAAAAACUGUGGAGAACUUCACAACUCACUGCCGAAAUGGCUAUUAUGACAAUCUUAUUUUUCAUCGGGUCAUCAAAGGCUUCAUGGUACAAACAGGAGAUCCUUUAGGAGAUGGCACUGGCGGGCAAUCUAUUUGGGGGAGGGAAUUUGAGGAUGAAUUUCACAAAAGCUUAAGGCAUGAUAGGCCUUUCACAGUGUCAAUGGCAAAUGCGGGCCCAAAUACAAAUGGUUCUCAGUUCUUUAUCACCACAGUGGCUACUCCGUGGUUAGACAACAAGCAUACUGUAUUUGGUAGAGUUGUGAAGGGAAUGGAUGUUGUACAGGCUAUAGAAAAAGUGAAGACAGACAAGACAGAUAAGCCGUAUCAAGAUGUUAAAAUUCUAAAUGUCACUGUACCCAAGUCCUGAAUGUCAUUGGUCUGCAUGACUGAUGCAGUCAGUCAUCAAUACUGGUGAUAGGUGGCUGAAGAAGUUUAAGGUAGUGUUUGGUUCGGAAGAAAUUUUUUUUUACUAGGGAAAUGUAAUUGAUAGGGAAAUGGUUGGAAAGUGAGUUUGGUAGGAAAAUGUAAAAAAAGUUAUUUGGUUGACCGAAAUAUUAUCAGGGAAAUUUAUUUAAAUAUGCAAAAUUUAUAUU